AUGCGUGGAAGAAACAUCACGCAAUCAAUAAGGUUGAUGAUGGGUUCUGCAGCCACACAACCACUCUUCUCUUUCGGUGUUAUCGCUGAUGUUCAGUAUGCGGAUAUUCCAGAUGGCCGUUCCUUCUUAGGCACUCCUAGAUACUACAGAAACAGCAUCCUUGUCCUGCAGAGAGCUGUCGAAACUUGGAACAAACAUGGAAACCUCAAAUUCGUUAUCAACAUGGGUGACAUUGUUGAUGGAUUUUGUCCCAAGGAUCAAUCCCUGGCCGCCACUAAGAAACUAGUUCAAGAGUUCGAUAAAUUCGAGGGUCCUGUGUAUCACAUGAUUGGCAAUCACUGCCUCUACAAUCUCCCCCGUGAAGAGUUGCUUCCUUUGCUGAAGAUCCCGGGUCGUGAUGGCAAUGCUUAUUACGAUUUUUCACCUACCCCUGAGUACAGAGUUGUGGUAUUAGAUGGGUAUGACAUCAGUGCUGUGGGAUGGUCACAGGACCAUCCUAAGACGAUCGCUGCGUUGAAGAUACUUGAGGAAAAGAAUCCAAACUCAGACAAGAACAGCCCUGAGGGGCUUGUUGAUGUUGAGAGGAGAUUCGUGAAGUAUAACGGUGGUGUUGGGGAGAAGCAGCUGCAAUGGCUUGACAAUGUGCUUCAGGAUGCGACGAGAUCGAACCAGAGAGUCAUCGUAUGUGGGCAUGUGCCUAUGAGCCCUGGAGUGGCAUCGAAAGCAGCCUUGUUAUGGAAUUUUGAUGAAGUGAUGAGCGUUAUACACAAGUAUGACGCUGUGAAAGUUUGUCUGUCGGGACACGACCAUAAAGGAGGAUACUUUGUUGAUUCUCGUGGGGUUCACCAUAGGUCCCUCGAAGCUGCCUUGGAGUGCCCACCAGGUACGUAUUCGUUUGGGUACAUCGAUGUAUAUGAGAACAAGUUAUCUCUUGUUGGUGUUGAUCGGAUGCAGAGCACCGAGUUUGAGAACUAAGUUUCCCUUAAAUGCAGAUAUUGUUAAUCACCAAUCCAUUUUUAUACGAUGAAUAUUUUUAGAUGAUUACUUCUUUCUUUUUUUUAUCAUGAUUGUAAUAUAAUACGGCUGCACGUACCUAUGUUUCUGGUACUUUGCUAAUAAGACGAAAAUAAUGUAAGUGAUUAGUGUCUAUUCACAACAAAUGUCUUGACAA
Thlaspi arvense is the source of this 1171-nucleotide messenger RNA. The record is from the annotation of a GenBank genome assembly. NCBI's taxonomy places the organism in Eukaryota, Viridiplantae, Streptophyta, Magnoliopsida, Brassicales, Brassicaceae.